This is a messenger RNA of Colletotrichum karsti, 1767 nucleotides long. Its product is annotated as major facilitator superfamily transporter. NCBI's taxonomy places the organism in Eukaryota, Fungi, Ascomycota, Sordariomycetes, Glomerellales, Glomerellaceae. Bases 1 to 1767 code for a protein of 588 amino acids. Gene Ontology annotation, molecular function: transmembrane transporter activity. Gene Ontology annotation, cellular component: membrane. The transcript is spliced from 4 exons. Gene Ontology annotation, biological process: transmembrane transport. The record is from RefSeq and is a predicted model, not a curated record.
AUGCCCGCCACCGACACGACGAAACUGCCCCUCGAUGGCGGACCAGCCUACGGAUUGGGAAAUGGUGAGAGCCGCCGCGCUGACAGCCCUAUGCUACACGGCCUCGAUGGUUUGACGCUUUACGAAAAGAAAUGCGUUCUCAUCAACCGCGAGAUCGAUUCCCAGGGUAUGGGGAAGUACCAAUGGUACAUCUGGGGACUUUGUGGCUUUGGGUACAUGCUCGACCUGCUUUGGGCUCAAGCAUUCGGUCUGGUACUCAGUCCUCUGCAACAGGAGAUGGGCUUCGGGAAGGACGCUUCUGGGAAUAUUGCGACCAGUUUCAAUGCUGGUUUGACAGCCGGGGCAUUUAUUUGGGGUUUUCUGGCAGACAUUAUCGGUCGCACUUGGGCUUUCAACAUGACUUGCCUCAUCGCUUCGAUCUUCGGACUAUGCCUUGGGGCGUCUAACAACUACAACACCUUCCUCGUUUUGACGGCUUUCGUUGGUGUCGGAGUUGGAGGGAAUAUUCCCAUUGAUACCACGAUCACACUCGAAUUCAUCCCUCAGAAUCGACGCUUUCUGCUGGCUUGUUUAUCCGUCUUCCAGCCUAUCGGUGUCAUCGUAUGCAGCGCCAUCGCUUUCGGAUUCAUUCCUGUUUACUCAUGUUCGCCAAACUUCUCCGAAAUCCAAAAGGGACCCCUCAAGUCGUGCAACAAUGUAGCCUCUGGCGAGCCAUGCUGUGCACGAGCCGACAACAUGGGCUGGAGAUACCUCCUUUUCACGCUUGGAGCAAUCACUCUUCUGGUCUUCAUCCUACGAUUCUUCAUCUUCAAGUUUCAAGAGACGCCAAAGUAUCUUAUUUACCGAGGUCACGACGCCAAAGCGAUCAACACCCUCCAACACAUGGCGGAGGUAAAUGGGAAACAAUGCGGUCUCACCUUGGAAAUGUUCAAGUCUCUUGAAAGCGACGACCAGGAAGGAUCUGCUGGCAGUGCAGCAAGUGCCAGGCCAGCCCUGGGCAUUGGCGCGAAACAACUGGAUAUGAAGUGGACACAGAAGGUGAAGCUUGAGCUCAGUCGAUACAAGAUGUUGUUCGAUGGCUACCGAAUGACACGUUUGACCAUCUUGGUAUGGCUGACGUACAUCAUGGACUUCUGGGGGUUUACGGUUGCAGGACACUACUUGCCAACGAUUUUGGCCCUGAAGAACGGCGAGCAAUCAGUGCCGCUCAAAGCUACGUAUGCGGCGUACAUCUACACAUAUGCACCUGGGAUCGUUGGUGUUUUGAUUGGCGCUUUGAUGUACCACAUCCCGGCCGUUGGGCGGAAAUGGACCAUGGUGCUGUCCGCUGCGCUCAUGGGCAUUUCCAUCAUUCUCUUCUCGACAGUUGACACGAGGCCCAAGCACGAAGGUCUUUUCGCCAUGGAGUACUUCUUCCAGUCCAUGUUCAAUGCGGUUCUCUACGGCUGGACCCCCGAAGCAUUCCCGGCGCCGGUUCGUGGCACGGCUUGCGGCGUUGCCGGGUUUUGGGGUAGACUGUUCGGCAUCAUCAGCCCGUUGAUUGCGCAGCACCUGUACUCGGACGGGUCGGGUUCUGGCGGUAUCAACAAUGUUUUGUACUUGGCCGGUGGUGUUAUGUUGGGCUGUGUGAUCAGUACGGCGUUGUUACCCAACGAGAUGAUGGAGACUACGGAUGAACGCUCAUUCGCCUCUCGACAGUCGAGCUCGGGGGAGUCGCAAGUCGAAAGCCAGUGGAAAGACCAGCGAUAUCAGGACUCUCCUAGAUGA